CAGUGUUGUGUGCUGACGUCAGCGGAAGAGGCGGGGCGUCAGCAACAGCAGACGGCGGUUCCGGCUUAACGCGGAAGUGAGCCUAGCUGUGAAUUAAACACAAAACAGCAGUCAGACACACAAACACUGACAGAGAUCUGUGGAGGAGCGCUUCAGCACACAGGAGAUGAACCCUGCCGCUCAGCCGCUCCCGGUGCAGGAUGUCCAGGGUGAUGCGCGCUGGAUCUCACAGCAUGAGCGCUUUGUGCAGGAGUGUAAGGACGCAGAACCAGAAGUGCUGUUUAUCGGAGACUCCAUGGUUCAGCUGAUGCAGCAACACGAGGUCUGGAAGGAUCUCUUCUCUCCGCUGCACGCGCUUAACUUCGGUCUGGCCGGAGACACGACCUGCAACGUUCUCUGGAGGAUCCAGAACGGAGAGCUGCAGAACAUCCAGCCGAAGGUGGUGGUUCUGUGGGUCGGCACCAAUAAUCACCAGCACACAGCGGAGCAGGUGUCAGGAGGAGUGAUGGCCAUCACACAGAUCCUCAUCUCACAGCUCCCUCGAGCCAAGAUCAUCGUGCUGGGUCUUCUUCCUCGUGGAGAGCAUCAGAACCCACUGCGAGAGAAGAAUGCGGCGGUGAAUGAGUUAUUGCGCUCGUCGGUUUCGCAGCUCGGUCCGGUUCAGUUUCUGGACGUCAGCGCCGAGUUCGUCCAAUCAGACGGAAGCAUCUCAAAACAUGACAUGUUUGACUUCCUGCAUCUGACGGCGGCUGGGUAUCAAACCCUCAGCAAACCUCUCUACGACCUUCUGCUGCAGACACUGGAGGAAACCACAGCUGCUCUCUAAUCUUCUGUCAGCGCACCGCACACACACACACACACACACACACACACACAGUCUUCUCCUCUCAGUCUGAUCAAGAGUGUUUACACAUAAUGUUGCCAAAGCACUAACACAGAACUAUGUUCUCUUCCUCCAAAUGUUCUUACCGUAUGUAAACGAAUACAUAUCAUUGUCUGUCAAAAACUCUCUAUCAUAAUAAAAUUUCUGUUUGCUAAA
Carassius gibelio (silver crucian carp) is the source of this 1039-nucleotide messenger RNA. RefSeq names its product platelet-activating factor acetylhydrolase IB subunit alpha2. The coding region runs from base 167 to 826 and encodes 219 amino acids. The transcript has 6 exons. Lineage: Eukaryota; Metazoa; Chordata; Actinopteri; Cypriniformes; Cyprinidae. The record is from RefSeq and is a predicted model, not a curated record.